GUUGGAAUGGGUCCGAGUUGGUUUGGGUCCGAGUUGACCUGAUCCCUUUAAGACCAAUGUCUUUUGCUUUUUGAAGCGACGGCUUUGCUUUGUUAGCCUGAAACCUGCUGCACUCCCGGCCGUAGCCGUAUCUUUUUUGUAUGAACAACAAGCGUAAUGAUGGCGACGUUUCUGUUUAGGAGCAGUUUCACUUUCAGAUGUGCUUGUUCUUUGAGAUUGGACGCCCGAUCGCUGCAGAUUGGGAUACGGAAGUCCUCCUCCCAGUCUGAACUUGCGGGAGACAGGUCUGAUGACACCCGUCAUGAGUCUAUCUUUACUGAUCAGCAUGUUGAAAUGAGGAGGUCAUUGGGGAAGCUGAUUGAAAAGGAGAUUAAUCCUUAUGUGGAUCAGUGGGAAGCAGAGAGGCAGUUCCCAUCUCAUGAAGUCUUCAAGAAACUCGGCGAGGCUGGGUUCUUGGGACUCAACAAACCCACAGAGUAUGGUGGAUCAGGUCUUGAUUUCAGCUACAGUAUUGCCAUGGCAGAAGAGCUGGGAAACAUCAAAUGUGGAGCUAUUCCCAUGGCAAUAGGUGUCCAGUCUGACAUGGCUACACCUGCUUUGGCAAGAUUUGGCAGUGAUGAACUGAGGAGGCAAUUUCUUGCACCAACCAUUGCUGGUGAUGUCGUUGCCUGUCUAGGUGUCAGCGAAGUCGGGUCCGGGUCAGACGUAGCAAGUAUUCAGACGAGGGCAGAGAAACAAGGUGGGGAUUAUGUCAUCAAUGGUGGCAAGAUGUGGAUUACCAAUGGCAUAAAGGCCGAUUGGAUCUGCCUCUUGGCGAACACAGGUGAUGGUCCUGCACACCAGAACAAAUCACUGAUAUGUGUGCCUAUGGAUGCUAAAGGGGUGGUGAGGGCCCAGAAAAUUGACAAAAUUGGCAUGUGGUCCUCAGACACGGCUCAGCUGUUCUUUGAGGACGUCCGAGUGCCUCAGAAGAAUCUUAUUGGACAGGAGGGAAUGGGAUUUACCUAUCAGAUGCUGCAGUUUCAAGAGGAAAGAAUGUGGGCGGUAGCAGCAGCCCUUGUGCCUCUGGAAAUAAUGAUCAAUGAAACCAUCGCUUACACCAAGCAGAGGAAAGCCUUUGGCAAGUCUAUCCUGGACAACCAAGUAGUGCACUAUCGUCUCGCCGAGUUGCAGACCGAAGUAGAGUUACUGAGAUCUCUGUUGUACAGAACCAUAGGUCUGUACAUCCAUGGUGUAGAUGUGACCAAGCUAGCCUCCAUGGGUAAGCUCAAGACGGGUCGACUGUGCCGAGAAGUCAGUGAUUCUUGCCUGCAAUUUUGGGGUGGGAUGGGCUUCACCAGUGAAGUCCUGGUCAGCCGAUUCUACCGAGAUUUCAGACUAAUAUCAAUUGGCGGAGGAGCAGAUGAGGUCAUGCUUUCAAUAAUCAGCAAAUACAUGGGAACAUUGCCAAUGCCAGCCAUGAAGAAAUAAGACAGACCACACCCAUCUUCGCUGGUACUGAUCCAGUUUGGUUUCCAGGUGUCAUUCUGAAAUGCGUGCAAAGUCUGCCCGGCCUCACGCAGACUAACAUGUGAGCUUUGUUCCUGAACGACCUUGUAUUUUUAAAAUACCAAAUGACCUCAUUGUAAGUUUCAUUCACAUACCCUCUUCCCCAGCAGUGUGUGACACCGUGCCGUUCCACAGGUGUACAUGUAAUUGGUAUUACGGGCUUUAUGCCAGGAAUUAUUUUACUCUGAAUGCUUCAUGUAGGUGUAAUGACAAUAUCAUGGAAAUUGGGCUUUGGAAUAUGUGACGAGCUCCUUACAACAAAACAUUUUGUCUGCAACAUGGCAUUUAUCAAAGUUAAUGCUACAAUCUAAGAACAGUUUUGUACAUGUCUUUUAUUGGAUGAUCAUGUUCCUUUGCUCGUAAACAAACUAAUUCUGUAAAUUUGACAUAGGGUCAUCCUUGAAGAAUUUGGGUAAUUUUUAGACACAGUUUGAUGUGGCUGAUAGCUUAUUUAAUCUAUGAGAGUGUCACUUUUAUCGUCCUCUCUGAUCUCUAGAAUGAGUUCAGGACUUUAAAUAGGCCAGUAAUUUGUUGUUAAUUAUUCACAUAUUCAUUUUUAUCCUGUUUAUUAAAAUUCUGCAAUGCAAAAUAUGGGAAUAAAAUAUUUACAUGUAAAAGUUGGGAUGGGAUGAUAUUUAACUGACAUAUUUUACUGGGAUGUGCAAAUUUUGUGACAAACAAAUCAGACAAGAAACAUUAGUUUCAAAAUGUUGCACUUGUGCAUCCUUUUUAAUAUUAAUAGUCGUACAUGAUUUGUUUAAAUGAAACGUCCAGUGAUUGUAACCACAAUCUGGCUUGUCUGUAUGCGUGAAACUAAAAUAUUGUUUGGAGAGAAUCUCACUUGGGUAUUAUGCCACAGAUUAUUUACUUACACAGGUUAUCUGGAGUUUGCACAUUAUGUUCAUUAACAAGUACAUGUACACGAACAAGAGAUUUUGUCCAUUUGUGUCACUUGAUUCUACAAAUUCGUUUCUCUUCACUCAAUACACAGACAUGUCAACACAUAUGAGCUGCAGUGAACAGUCAGGAAUACUAGAUUCUCAGUGGCUGCGAUAUUCAUGACAUGACUUGUCCCAACAUCUCUGGAAAUUUUCAACACUGGAUGCCAAGAUUCAAACAAGUUCAAACAAGUUCAAACAAGUUCAAACAAGUUCCCAGAACUUCCUACGCUUGUCCAGCAAACAAAAGAGUCUCUUGAUGCAUUUGACAUCAGAAAUGUUUACCAUUUGCUACAGGUGAUCUGGAUUCCAGACUAUUACAAUUAAAUGACACGGCCACUUCUUUUCCAUGUCCUUUUCAUGCAGACUGAAUUUUAUUUGGUCAGAUUUACUUUGCUUAAGAUAUUUUAACUUGAGUAGAACUCUCGUAUUUUAUGUUUUCUUUUCCUGACAUGUCAGCAGACAUUAUAUCACUUUGAUUUAUGAAAAAAAAACAAAUAUCCACCAUAUUUCACAAAUACAAAGGCCUUUUUUCAGAAUUAAACCCAUUUAGGUAUUUUGUGUAGCAUGUACUAAAAGUCUGCAAGGCAGCAUACUUUUUUUAUUUAUCCGACAAAUUCCGCUCCCAAAAUAUGAGCCAUGUAAAUCUUCAGCUUAAAGUAUAUGUAAUUUCACAUUAAAAUACUGAAACAUCAUUUCCUACAAGAUUUUCUGCGUAUUACGUAAUUAACUAAAAUCUUUCUACUGAAAAUUAUACACCGAAAUAUUUUCCUUUAAAAUAUAUCAAUUUAUUUUGAAUAUAUUUCAUUGUUUUUUGGCAGCUUUCUUCCAUGCUUGUA
Molecule: messenger RNA, 3325 nt
Organism: Acanthaster planci (crown-of-thorns starfish)
Lineage: Eukaryota; Metazoa; Echinodermata; Asteroidea; Valvatida; Acanthasteridae
Product: putative acyl-CoA dehydrogenase 6
Biological process (GO): fatty acid beta-oxidation using acyl-CoA dehydrogenase
Cellular component (GO): cytoplasm
Molecular function (GO): acyl-CoA dehydrogenase activity; flavin adenine dinucleotide binding
Source: RefSeq, a predicted model, not a curated record